AACACACGGGGUUUGUUAUUGGCAGUUAGACACAUACUAGCUGGAAGCGGUGUGUGAGUUUUGGUGUCGCUAGUCGCCUGUUCCGGUCGAUGCUGCUAAUAUUACAAAAGAAACAGCUUAACAUUGUAAACCUCCGUGCCAAAACUAUAACGGCUUGAUGAGUGGUCCAACCUUCACCCCCACCACUGCAGAGGCGGCUGAGAUGAACCGCAUCCAUUAUGAGUUGGAGUACACAGAGGGCAUCAGCCAGCGCAUGCGAAUCCCUGAGACGCUCAAGGUGGCCUCCGAGAACCAAACAGGGUUGCUGCCACUUCAGCAGCCUCUGCUCACUCACACGACUUUGAUGCAGGUUCCUGAGAGGAUUGUUGUUGCAGGUGAUGAUGAGGACCCUCGAUUUGCUCGUCCAAGAGACUUGGACCUGAUCCAGUCCGUCCCUCCUGUGGACCUCCUGAACAUGAAGGCCCCACCGCAAGUCCUCACCCUCACAGAACAGCCACUGGACUCCCUGGAGACCGACCCAACUGCCUCUUCACAGAACAAUCCCAGCCAGGCGGCCCACUUUCACGCUCGGUCUCGAAGAGAACGCAGUGCGAGUGAGCACGUAUCUGGCCGCCACAGCAGUCAAAUCAACAGAGGUGAUAUAAGUGUAACCCCCUCCCCUUCUGCCCCCCCAGUCCGCUUGUGUCCCCCCCUCUGUUCCCCUGAGGAUGCGAGCAUCAACCUGUACACAGCUGCGGGGUUCCUGUCUUACAUCCAGUCAACAACACGCAGAGCUUAUCAGCAGGUCCUUGAAGUCCUGGACGACAGCCACCGCAGGACGCACCUGGACUUGGCCCUGGAUAUAAACCCUGACGAGUCUGGUUUGGUGGACGCCUCGUCACUACGGCGACAAAUUGUGAAGUUGAACCGGCGUCUGCAGCUGCUGGAGGAAGAAAACAAAGAGCGCUCCAAGCGAGAGGUGAUCCUGUAUUCCGCCACUGUGGCGUUCUGGCUUCUUAACACCUGGAUCUGGUUUCGUCGCUGAGGUGUGACAAAACUGAGCUUCCCAAAACACUGGAAACCAAAGCAAUUCCUUGUUAAAGGUGCAACCAUUAAAAUAUCUGUCCCUACAAACAUCUGAUGGGCACUAAAGGAAACGUAAAACUACAUUGGCCAUGUCUAAAACCAUAACCCCGUAUGUUUUUAUAGCAAGUACUAUAUUGAGAUUUGACUUAUAAAUUUCAAAGUAAGAUCUGAGCCUGUAUACAUAAUAAUGUGCAGUAUAUCUACUCAACGUUACAAAAUUUCUUGCUGGCUGACUAUGACUUUAAGCCGAGCCACAAAGUGAUUUCUGGUGAGAUGUUGCCACAGCAUUUCAGACCAGGAGUAAAGCUAAAGGUUGCAGACUUCACAUUAAAAUUUCACCUGUGUAUCUCUAUUCCUGUAUAAACUGGAAAACAACAAGCAGGACAGAGCACAAUGACACUACAACUGAAAAUGUUAACACCUGCUUUGAUGUUGUAAAGAAUGGCUUGUUGCUAUGUUGCAGCCACAACAAAUACUAGAUACCUUAUCAGACUAAAACUAGCUACAACAUAUAUUGCUGUCCAACAAAUAUGAUAUCAGCUUUAAAGCAGGGCUGACAUCAUUUGAGUCUGAAGCUUUCUGCACCUUUCAGAUAUACUGCUCUGAUGUUUACUUUAGUUUAGGACAAACUAAAUGUCAUACAGAUCACAUGGAGAUGAGUUUAAAGUGGCAAAGGAGUAUGUGGCAUGAAAAACUGCAAACCCUCACUGAUAUAUUAUGGAUAUUUUGCACAAAGAGCUCAGAAAAUGUUACUGAUUGCACCUUUAAGCUUAAAUCCUUUGCACAGCAACAACAGAUGUUACGGUGAUGCUGGCCAUCGUUCAUCUUCACAAGAAUAAACAGGAUUUGUAAAUGAAACUUUUCAGCCUCAGGAGAAGAAUGAUUAGAUGGGAAACAAGGAUUUACUUGAGCGACAAAUGUUUUGGGAACCCAGCCCAGAGCUGGAAGUGUAGUUACAGGACCAAACCUCAGACCUGAUCUGUCUUCUUUGUUUGAAGUUGGCGUUUAUCAAGUUUGGUCAAACAUAACCAUUCUUAAAGUGUCAAAAUAAGAUGACUAAAUCUAGAGAUGCCAUAACAUUUACCCUGAAUGUCCUUUGAGUUCUUCAUCACCCAAAACAUUUGUGUACAGUACUUGAAUAGCCUGUUGUUAAAAUGUUGUAGUUCUUUUUAUUUUUAUUUUUAUUUUUUUACCUCUUUGGCAGUCACAUGCUCUGUGAUUGUGAUAUGAGCUUGAUGAAGUGGCAACAUAACUACUAAAGAUAGGGUACUGAGGGUGUUACUGUGAAUAAUAACUUAUUUCCAUGCUGUUUAUACAGUUUGAGCUUCUUUUUCCAGAGAAUUUGACCAGACUUUUAAAAAAGCAUGGACUGUGUGAUAUAAAGCUUAGAGCUACUGUGUGUAUGAUCAUGUGUAAUAGAUGAAUAUCUAUAUGAAAUACUGAUGUCAUUAUUUUUGAAAAACAUAAUGUAAUUUCCAGGAGGUUUAUUUAUCACACAUUAUGCAGAGGCAUCAUUGCAGUGGUCAUUUUUUCCUGUUAUACGCUGUACUUAUCACUUUAAGCUGGAGUUUUAAGUUAUGUAUUUUACUUUCAUUGUAAUAUAUGAAUACAUUCAUUGUUUGUAAAUAUUUUUGCUGUAAUAAAUGAUAGAUGUGAA
Messenger RNA from Lates calcarifer (barramundi perch), 2722 nucleotides. Its product is annotated as mitochondrial fission factor homolog A. Gene Ontology annotation, biological process: positive regulation of mitochondrial fission. Bases 158 to 1024 code for a protein of 288 amino acids. Lineage: Eukaryota; Metazoa; Chordata; Actinopteri; Centropomidae. The transcript has 7 exons. Gene Ontology annotation, cellular component: peroxisome; mitochondrial outer membrane. The record is from RefSeq and is a predicted model, not a curated record.